Messenger RNA from Theobroma cacao (cacao), 1191 nucleotides. Its product is annotated as U6 snRNA phosphodiesterase-like protein. The record is from RefSeq and is a predicted model, not a curated record. Gene Ontology annotation, cellular component: nucleus. Gene Ontology annotation, molecular function: 3'-5'-RNA exonuclease activity. Gene Ontology annotation, biological process: U6 snRNA 3'-end processing. Lineage: Eukaryota; Viridiplantae; Streptophyta; Magnoliopsida; Malvales; Malvaceae.
CCAAAACAACGCCUACGAAGGACAAUAAAAAGAAGGAUGCGUUUCGAGUUGUCUAGUUAAGACCUCUAACCGACGAUACUCCCGCAGUAAAGGAGCAAUCUUGUAAGGAACCAAACCGUAGCGUGGGACCUCGAAAACAGAAGAGUUGUCGCGCAGCUUAUCACCGUGCCACUGUGCAGCAAAAGUAGCGAUCUCGAGCGUUCGAAAUGGAAGCGCUAAGAGCAACAUACGGAGAGGCCUCCUCCGACUCAGACUCCGAAGCCUCCUCUCCACCAACUCUUUCCACCAAAUCGAAAACCCAAACAGAGCAGACACUAUCUUCCCCUCUGCCUCCACCUCCUCUUUCUCUCCUUGACCCUCCUAAUGCCCUUGGGUCUCUGGAUUACCUGCAAACUGGUCAGCCCAGUAGAGUCAGAAGCUUCCCUCACGUCGAAGGCAACUAUGCUUUGCACGUCUACAUCCCAGUUUAUAUACCGUGUACAUCAAAAAAAGAGAUUGGUAAGUUCUUGAAGAGGGUUGCAACCUUUGUGCCCGGUCUUCAUGUUGUCGACAUUGAUGUUCCAUUGAAUAUUCUGUGUAAAGAGGAAGAUAAACUUGAACAAGUUGCUUUGGGAAGGGAAUUCCACAUAAGUCUAGGAAGGACCGUUCCUAUUAGAGUUCACCAGAUUGACUCUAUAGUAACAAUACUUCGCCAGAAGCUUCAGUUUCAAAAGCGGUAUUGGAUUGAUUUUAACAAAUGGGAUGUUUUUGUCAAUGAUGAUCACACACGCUCCUUUCUUUCACUUGAAGUUAUUAGGGGAGGAUUAGCUGAGAUAACUAAGCAAAUUGAGGGUGUUAAUGAAGUUUACAAGCUUCACAAUCUUCCUGAGUUUUAUAAGGAUCCACGGCCUCAUAUAUCCUUGGCUUGGGCACUGGGAGACCUUAGUGUUCCCCUUAAGCAAGUGGUCAAGGAAGAAACAAGGACAUCCAGCUUUGGAGGUUCUUUACAGAAUUGUAUAUGUACUAGUAAAUUCGGCGGCAUUGAGUGUAAAAUUGGUAAGAAAACAUAUAAGAUAUGUAAAUCUCUUGAUGAACUAUAAAAUCUCCUCAACCUCUUGUGGUUAGCCUUUGUAGUUUAUUUGAAUUAUGUUACCAGAUUGGAUUAUUGUGAAAGUCCAGAUAAAGAACCUGCUGUUAGGUCCUUAUCGACCA